Messenger RNA from Triticum turgidum subsp. durum (durum wheat), 1050 nucleotides. NCBI's taxonomy places the organism in Eukaryota, Viridiplantae, Streptophyta, Magnoliopsida, Poales, Poaceae. The record is from the annotation of a GenBank genome assembly.
AUGAAGGUGCUCUGCUCUGCGUGCGAGGCCGCCGAGGCGCGCGUACUCUGCUGCGCCGACGAGGCCGCCCUCUGCGCGCGCUGCGACCGCGACGUGCACGACGCCAACCGCCUCGCCGGCAAGCACCACCGCCUGCCCCUCCUCUCCGCCGCCUCCAACCCGCCCGCCGUGUCCGCGCCAAACUGUGACAUAUGCCAGGAGGGCCACGCCUACUUCUUCUGCGUGGAGGACCGCGCGCUGCUCUGCCGGAGCUGCGACGUCGCCGUGCACACCGCCAACGCCUUCGUCUCCGCGCACCGGAGGUUCCUCCUCACCGGCGUCCAGGUCAGUCUCGAGCCCGACGAACAAGAAGAACCAGUGCCAGAGCCGGAGCCCGAGCCGCAACCGCCCAACAACGCCUCGUCGGCUCCCCUGCCACCGCCGAUGUGCCACAGGAAGAGGAGCCCGACGCCGCUCUACAGCGACGGAGAUAUCGACUGGGCGGCCGGCCCGGACGUCGGCAUCACCGGGAACUUGCCCGACUGGUCGGUCAUCGAUGAGCAGUUCGGCAGCGGUACCCCGGCGUUGAGGCCCGCGGAGCCGGAGGUAAUCAAAGCCCCUCCGAGGAAGAGUCCCCGGGUGGCCGUCACGGCGGCGAGCGCGGCACUUUUUGGCGGGAGCAUGCCGGACUGGCCGCUGGACGAGUUCUUCGGGUUCACCGAGUUCAACUCCGGCUUCGGAUUCGCAGAAAAUGGCACGUCCAAGGCCGACAGCGGGAAGCUCAGCUCGCCGAACCGCCGUUCGAUGUCGUCGUCCUCCUCCGGCAACGCCACCCAAAACGCGCAAGAUUUCUUCGGCCAGGUGCCGGAGGUCCACUGGUCGAGGUCGACCAUGCCGGAGCUCCCCUCCCCGCCCACGGCCUCAGGCCUCCACUGGCAGGGAGACCCGCACUACGGCCCUGCCUCCGACUCCGCGGCCGUGUUCGUGCCCGACAUCUGCUCCCCGGAGAACCCCUUCCGGUGCUUCACGGCCGGCGCCGAUCAGCAGCUCAAGCGCCGGCGGCGAUGCUAA